AUGCCUCCAAGGAGGCGCCCACCUCGUCCCGGGGCGCUGACGGAGCUCCCUCCGCUGAAAAUCGUCAGGAAGAUCCUCUUGCUUCAGGCGCUUUACUAUGUCUGCAUAACCGCACUCGUGAUUUUCACCACCCUUGUGGCGGGUACGGUGUUCUCUCUUGAUCUCAUAUUUGGAUGGGAUAGUUUCCGAGGAGAUACGACGGUGGGAUGGAUGUUGAGUUUGGUGUGGAUCUUAAAUAGUUUCCUUUGUGUUAUAUUCCUCCUCAUCUUCGUUUCGCGCUCGAAACUCAUCCCCGAUUUUGCGCUCACGAUACACUUUAUACACCUACUCGUCGUCUUUUUCUACACCCAUUCCGUACCGAGAAACCUGCUCUGGUGGGCCCUCCAACUCGCAAGCGCCGCUCUCAUGACAUUUGUCGGAAUUUGGGCCUGUCAAAGACGUGAACUAGCACCCAUCACCUUCGGCCUCGGCCUUGGACUAGGCGGGCCCAGUGAAAGCGCCUCAGGUGGCGACGGCACUACUCAAGCCGCUGAAACAGGGGAGUCUCACCAACCGGAUUCUCUGGGCGAUGAUCUUGAGAAUGGCAUGCCGGGGUUUUCUCGUGGGCGAAGAGGGCGCAAUCGAGAGGAAUAUGAGAUGGUGCCUAUGAAGGAAGUGGAGGGACAUACUGCAUAA
Talaromyces amestolkiae is the source of this 675-nucleotide messenger RNA. RefSeq lists its product as uncharacterized. The record is from RefSeq and is a predicted model, not a curated record. Gene Ontology annotation, biological process: protein localization to Golgi apparatus; Golgi to endosome transport; Golgi to plasma membrane protein transport. Gene Ontology annotation, cellular component: Golgi membrane; trans-Golgi network. The transcript is spliced from 2 exons. NCBI's taxonomy places the organism in Eukaryota, Fungi, Ascomycota, Eurotiomycetes, Eurotiales, Trichocomaceae. The coding region runs from base 1 to 675 and encodes 224 amino acids.